Bemisia tabaci is the source of this 5334-nucleotide messenger RNA. Its product is annotated as UNC93-like protein MFSD11. NCBI's taxonomy places the organism in Eukaryota, Metazoa, Arthropoda, Insecta, Hemiptera, Aleyrodidae. The record is from RefSeq and is a predicted model, not a curated record.
GUCUGAGAAGACUGUCUCGUGCGCCUAGCUCAAGUAGUCCGCGUCGACAAUCGCGAAGUAUUCCGGGGCGGUUCGCGGCCUGGAGAUUCGGUCGUGUAGUGCUUUCAGCCGUCCAUCACGGCGCCGUGGAAGGAUACUUUCCUUUCAUGAAAUGAAAAAUGAUUGAAAAACCUGUGUUCUGAACUUCGUCUGGUCAUAACAGUAAAUGGAUGAUUAUCACACAUGUGACGACGGAAAGACUCGCUGCGGUGCCUUACAGUUUUAAUUUCGGGUUAGGCGAGAGGGUUGUGUUAUUUUAAAGCAUACAGGAAGAAGUGAAUAAAUUUGCCUCGAAAUAUGAUCGGCGAGUUCUAAUAAAAGGAACACUUACGGUGAGAAAUUUAAUAUCUUUGAACUAAUUUUUGAUGGAAGAGUGCCGGAACGUUAAGGAAUACCGUGGGCCGAGAUUAUAUCUUCGAAAAUUCUGUGACGGCCCGAAGUGGAAUUCAAAUUAAUUUUCUGAAGAUUUCCCAUUCGACCUCACGGCAUGCUCCUGAGUUCUUUUAUGAGAGGGUGAAGACUGCUGACACGCGACACACGACGAUGAAGGUAGCCGCAGCAAAGGAGGAUACGCCAUCGCGCGCCUGGUGUCUUCAGCUUCCAGGCACCGUGGACCAGAAGUUCUGGAAUGUCGUGUACUUGGGAAUAUGCUUUCUUACUUCAUCUGCCGCCAGCUCUACCAUCACAAAUCUGCAGAAGGUUAUUUUGGCGGGAAUUCACGAUGACAACCCCGAAUAUGAUGGAGACGGGUACAUUGGGCUUGCGAUAAGUUGCAGUUUCACGGCGGUGAGCCUAUGGCUGGCGCCAUCCUUCCUCACCCUGACCGGCUCCAAAAACGCCCUCAUCAUCGGUGCUGUAGGUGAGCUAAUCUUUUCUGGUUCCUUCUAUUUGGAGAGUACCUUGAUUUUUUACGUCGUCUCAGCCAUUUCUGGAGUCACUCACGCUUUGCUAUGGACAGGUCAGGGUGUUUACCUCAUCGAAAACUCCACACCAAAAACAGUUGUUCGGGACUCAUCAAUAUUUUGGUUUUUGUAUCAUAUCUCGCCUGUAUUGGGAAAUGUUUCUGCUUUUUGUACGUUGGCAGGGAAGUCGAGCGUGGACGCGGGGACCCGGGUCAUGAUCCUCGACGUCAUGAACGUCAUCCUGGCCCUGUCCGUCGUCAUGUUCUGCUUCUUGCCGGCCUCGAGCCCCCGGAGGAAAAACCCCGACCAGGCCGCCGCCGUCACGGACCCCGCUAGCGAGCCCAAGCCAGAGGAUUGCGCCGAAGCCCUCAGGCAGGCCUGGCUCGUCUUCACUGAUACUCACAUGCUCGCCCUCAUGAUUCUCUUCGUUUAUUCAGGUUUACAAAUAGCUUACUCUGAGACUAUCUACAACUCAAGUGUUGGCUUUACGCUCAGCCUGAGUCAAAACGUGAAAGAGCUGGUACCGCUGACGGGUAUCUUCAAUGGAAUUGGAAUAUUACUGGGUGUGUGCAUUCAAACACUACAGCAAGCGAAGGCUUUCAACUGGACAAACUCCGUAUACCUGACAAUUGGAAUACAAUUCCAACUAAUAUGCUACGUUUUGACAGGGCUAAAUUUGCCGAACGAAUCGGCAUUUGGCGAUACGCAGAAAACUGGCGUUCUCUUCAACAGUGUUCCCCUCGCACUUUUAUCCAGCGUUUUGUUGGGAAUCGGGAAUAUGAGCAUCCAAACGUACGUCUCAUCAUUGAUUGCCACGCUAUUUUGGGAGAGGAGUUCUCAAGUGAGCGCUAUCUUUAACUUCUCCGAGUUCGUAUGGAGCGCCGUUUGCUUCAUCUAUAGCACCCGGAUAGGUCUUUACGCUCAACUUGUCAUCCUCAUCAUAACCGCAAUCUUAGGCAACAUCGUCUACAUUUUAGUAGAGACCCGUGUGAGGAAAAGAAGAGACGCAGCAUCAAGAAAAACAGCGGUAAACUGUGAUGUAGAGAAUAAUAAUCGGAAUAAUGAAUUAGUCAGAAAAUUAAAAGACAGCUACGUUAGCGCAGAGAUCAUGACAUUCAGAAUGCUUCCUGAGGAGUGAAAAAAAUCAAUGAUUUGAUUUCAUCAAACAUGAAAAAUCAGUAAAGAUCCGUUCAAGGAUCAUAACGACAACGUUACGUAUUGAGGCAUUGCGAGUGGUCAGCUCCAACAUCACAGGUUUUAGCGAGUUUGUCAUUGAGUACGUUUAUAUUGUGGUAGUACCUAACCCUCCUGCAUUUCGAUGGCCGAAGUUAGAGUGCCAAAAGUAUGGACAGCGGUGUGAUUAUUGAAAUUGAUAGACAAAGGAGACGAAAGAGAUAUGGAGGGAUCCUAUUAGUGGAAGCGGGUGGUUGCAAUGGAUAAAGGAUGUAGUUAAUAGACCAACUAACGGCAACCCACGAGAGACCCGAUAGUUAGCCCAUCAUUUUCUCCCUUAGUCUACAGGAACCAUCCAUAUCAACCAAUAGGAUCGCUCUAUACUCCUUAGGUCUUCUUUGUAUAUUGCUUUGUCUAUCAAUACAAUUUGUCAAUACAAUUCUUUGCAUAUUAAUUUGUCUAUCAGUUUCCAUAAUCGGCCCACAGGUGUGAAACUCCGAAAAUCCAUCAGACUUUCACCGAUGCCCUUGCGAAUAAAGUCAGGGCCCAAAGGGGCAGCGAACCUACAUGAUUUUAAAUUUCCCAGAACGAUUAAUUAUUACAACUGUUACGACUCGUCGUUUGUGAGGCAUCUGUUUGACUUAUGGUUUUUGCAUGAAUUUACUCAUUUCUGCGGGAGAAAGCUCAUUAUUUAUAAACAUUCUCGGCUAUUUUGCAUUGAUUUUGGGAUCUGAGGAUUGGCAGUGGCAUUCCGUGUGUGUGGGGGUUUGCUGCCCUUUUAGAACGAUUUGUCCAUACUCUUGCUGUAUGCACAGCACAGGUACUCUAGUCAAAGUGGGAAACCACGUAUCUCCGUUGCGGUGUCUCAAAAGCUCUGCCUUUAUUUUAUUUUUUCGAAGAGAAGCAGGCAAACUUCAGAGCUUAACAUUUGUACAACAUAUUCUCCUAACAGAGAAGACAAAUCAAAAGGUUUGCAAUAAAUUACGUCGAAUCGCUUCCCGAAGAAAAAAUAAAGUAUGACAGGAGGUUUGCGAUGUCGCGAAUGGAUGUACGCGGUUCCGCAUAAUGGUCACUGAUUUGUUCGAUGUGUGCUCGUUUGCUCAUUUAUCUAGAAUUGGCAUUGCAUCCCCGAUCAAAAAGCAAAAGGGGGUGGUACUAUAAAUUGUGAUUGAGUAACAAUAAGGGGUAUGCAAUUUCUUAGCUCCGAAUUGAAGGUAGAGGAGCUCCAAAUACUCGUAAGUACUAAACCUGUGCGCGUCAUUAAGUCAUUAAACUAAUCACUUUCCACCUUAUUAGCUGAUAUAUUUGUUUUGUAAAGAAAACAGCCAUCGUAUUCGAUCCUAGAAAAACUCAUUGUUACAAAUGGACGUAUUUCUAUCAAACGAAACUAUGUGCAUUAAGACGUGAGCCUGUUAUGUAUUUAUUAUUAUGGGUCUCAGGGCUCACGUCUUAAUGCUCAUAGUUCUGUUUGACAGAAAUAAGUCCAAAUACAACGAUGAAUAUUCUCCAAUAAUAAUUGUUAAUGCAAUCCAAAGCAUAACAAACCUACCGAAGGAAUAGUGAUACGUUCCUCCGCUGAGGACGAUUAUUUUAAUUGUGUAAGAGAACAAUAAAUAUGUACGCAUAAUAGCUCCAGACUCAUCAGUGCAUGAAUUGAAUUUGGGUAUUCCUAAAAUGUAACAAAGGAUCAUUUUUCCAUCAUUCUGCCUUCCGGUGUUUCAAGUAAAAAUCACAAUUUGUAAUUUACCCUCGCAAUCAGAGAAACUUAGGGGUAAUCCACAGGCCUGAGAGGUGAAACUGUAAAAAAUGCGGUAGAUACGCACUCUCGUAAGGAGUCAAAGGUACUAACUUUAUAGUGUUUACUUAUACUCUUACGUGUUAUUCUUGGAAGUGAAUGACAUGAUAUUUCUUUGUUUUACCGCUAAUUAUUGACUCCAGCAAUUGCUUAUUGCAUUGUUUUUAAAACCAUAAGCACAGAUGUCUUCCAUAGUUGUAGCCUUUUUUUUUUUUUUUUUUUUUUUAAGCGAUUUAUUGCUCAAAUUUUUUUCUAAAUUUUACAAAUGUGUAUUAUUUCAAGUCAUAUCUAAUUAAAAUUUUCCCGUCGAUUUUUUUAAAAUUCUGUUAUUUUCAAGGUAUUGCCUUAAAAUUAAUUCCAAACUAUGGCGGCAUUCUUUAAGUGUUGCCGGAAAUUUCUUUAACAUAUAUGUUGACUCAAAAUUAAGACGGGAAAGAGCACAAAUCUUAUUACGGUUAAAUGCGAAGGACUAUGGUGCAUGUGCUUCAAAAUUUCAAAUUAGCCCGUAGUUCAAUUCAUGCAUUUUAUUAGAUGCUAUAGUUUCAAGGACUCUUAAAUUUUUGUAAUAUAUGACCCUGAGGUUCUUGAUUUUUUGGUACACAUCAUGAUAAAAUGGUUCGGAAAGAUGUAGUUGAUUAAGAUUUCUGUAAGAAUCCCAUAAAAAUUAUACCGUCAACUUGUAUUGCAAUUCGUUGACAGUUUCUUUCAAAGCAAGGAUUUUUACAGAACAAAAAAAAGUUUUUGGAGACGGUGCAUGUGUAUGUUAAGUUGCAUUUAUGUAUGUGAAAACAGAGACAUUAAGACAAACUUACAAAGUUUUGUCGUAAACAACAGCUGUUGUAAAUACCUGCAUAUAGGCUGCAGGCUAUAUGCAUUCCUAUGGGGAUGUAAGCUCAAGGCCGAAUGAAAUUAGUUUACGCAAUUUCAUUUGUCAGCGAUAAAUAGGUUUUAAGCCAAAAAACCUUACAUGUAGACUGAGUUUAACCAGGUGCAAUCAAACUAAAAAUGUAGUUCGUAUAUUGCAUUAGUACAUGAUGAGUCCAGUCUAGCUCUAUUGUUGAUAAUACUCCAAUAUUUUCAAGAAUAUCAAUGAACUUGUUUUUGCGUUGAAUCUUUUAAUUCAUCAAUUCAAUUUCACAUCAAUAGUUUAAUUGAAUUCAAACAAUCAGUUAAAGUGAAGGGAUAUAAAAAAAUGGACCAAACAUAAACGAUGAAACUUAAAGUGCGCAUGAACUUAAGGCAGCUAUACAUUUAGAAUUAACGUUAAAAUACUAUUUAAAACGAACAAUAGCUAUAAUGUUAACGGCAUUCGAAGAAUUAAUGUAAAUAUCAGUAUGUGUUCAUGUUUUUCAGUUUUUAUUUACAAAGUUCAAGAUGAAAGAUUGUACAAAAUAUAAAAAACAAUUGUUGGUUAAAAACAUGGAA